UGACUUUCACAUCCAUUCAGGCAGAUCUGCAUCUGCGUUCGGCUGCAGGAGAGGGAGAUGAGGGAAGAAAGGGCAGAUCGGGCUGCGUAGGCGCGCGUGCCGCUGGAGCUGCCACAUCCUGACUGCGAGAAAUGCGCAGCCGACGUGAACGGCUUGCAGAUUCGGAAGAAGAAGAAGAAGAAGAAGAAGUGCAGGGGAGGAGGAGGAGGAGGAGGAGUGGUCGAACGCGCCCCUAGAUCGACGCAGCCAAGGCUUGGAAGAGUGUCCGAUCCCCCUGAAGUUGCGUCGAUGCGCCGCCGCCUGUGAUCGCUGCACGGGGCUGCGGACGCGCAGCUUUGCGCCAGCCGAGACGCCGAUUCCCGCCCGAGGAUUGCACAAGCCCCAAAAUGUCAUCGCAGGCGAAAGUCAAGAAGGACAAAGAGAUCAUCGCCGAGUAUGAGACCCAAGUGAAAGAGAUCCGUAACCAGCUGGUGGAGCAGUUCCGAUGUCUGGAGCAGCAGUCCGAGUCCCGGCUGCAGCUGCUGCAAGACCUGCAGGAGUUCCUGCGUCGCAAGGCCGAGCUGCAGCUGGAGUAUUCCAAGGGCCUGGACAAGCUCGCCGAGCGCUACUCGGCCAAGAUCCGCACCUCCAGAGAACACCAGCACUUCAAGAAAGAUCAGAAUCUCCUCUCCACUGUGAACUGCUGGUAUUUGGUCUUGGACCAGACCCGGCGAGAGAGCAGAGACCACGCAACUCUCAGCGACAUCUACAACAACAACGUCAUUGUCCGCCUGGCGCAUGUUGGAGAGGAUGUCCUCAGACUGUUCAAAAAGAGUAAAGACAUCGGCGUGCAGAUGCACGAGGAGUUAGUGAAGGUCACCAAUGAACUUUACACAGUGAUGAAGACGUACCACAUGUACCAUAACGAGAGUCUGAGUGCUGAGAACAAGCUGAAGGAGGCAGAGAAACAGGAAGAGAAGCACAUCGGCAAAGGCAACGACAUCAGUGUUGGCCUCCUGCGUCAUGCUCACGAUGAGCGCCCGCAGCGGCGGAGCUCCGUGAGGAAGAUGGAAAAGCUGAAGGAGAAGAGACAAGCCAAGUACUCUGAAAACAAGCUGAAAUGCACGAAAGCCCGCAACGACUAUCUGCUCAAUCUAACUGCUACUAACGCCUUAGUGGCCAAAUACUACAUCCAUGAUGUUUCAGACAUGAUCGAUUGUUGUGACUUGGGGUACCAUGCUAGUCUGGGGCGCACCAUGAGGACCUACCUGUCUGCUGAAUAUAGUCUGGAAACCUCACGCCACGAAGGCUUAGACUUACUGGAGGGAGCGGUAGAGUCGUUGGACAUCAGAGGAGAUAAGCUGAAGUUCAUGGACACGCACAGUCAGAUGUUUUGUCCGCCAGCGCGAUUCGACUAUCAGCCCCACAUGGGGGACGAGGUGUGUCAGGUGAGUGCACAGCAGCCGGUCCAGACAGAGCUGCUGAUGCGCUACCACCAGCUGCAGUCUCGCCUCGCCACGCUGAAGAUAGAAAAUGAAGAGGUCAAGAAGACUCUUGAUGCCACCAUGCAGACCCUUCAGGAUAUGCUUACUGUGGAGGAUUUCGAUGUGUCAGACGCCUUCCAGCACAGCCAGUCCACAGAGUCGGUCAAAUCGGCCUCCUCUGACUCCUAUAUGAGCAAGGCUAACAUUGCUAAGAGGAGAGCCAAUCAGCAGGAGACGGAAGGCUUCUACUUCACUAAGUACAAGGAGUAUCUGAAUGGCAGCAACCUCAUAGUGAAACUGCAAGCUAAGCAUGACCUGCUGAAGCAGACGCUAGGAGAAGGAGAAAGAGCUGAAUACGGGACGACAAGGCCCCCCACUCUUCCCCCUAAACCCCAGCGAAUCCGGAAGCCUAGACCUCAGUCCAUUUUUAACCAUAAGCUGUUUAACGGCAAUAUGGAGGCCUUCAUCCAGGAGUCGGGACAGCCGAUACCUUUGGUGGUUGAAAGCUGCAUUCGAUACAUCAAUCUUUACGGUCUGCAGCAGCAGGGCAUCUUCCGCGUUCCAGGAUCUCAGGUCGAAGUCAACGACAUUAAGAAUGCAUUUCAAAGAGGCGAGGAUCCUCUGCUGGACGAUCAGGCGGAUCAUGACAUCAACUCUGUGGCUGGAGUUCUGAAGCUUUACUUCCGCGAGCUGGAGAACCCCAUCUUCCCUAAAGAGCGUUUCAUCGACCUGAUAUCCUCCACCAAGCUCGACUCGGGCGUCGAGAGAGCUCAUCACAUCCAGCAGAUAAUCGUGACUCUUCCGCGGCCUGUCAUCGUCGUCAUGAGAUACCUGUUCGCUUUCCUGAACCAUCUUUCCCAGUACAGCGACGAGAACAUGAUGGACCCGUACAACCUGGCUAUCUGCUUCGGCCCGACCCUGAUGCCCAUCCCGGACGAGCAGGAUCCCGUGGCCUGCCAAGCGCACGUUAACGAGGUCAUUAAGACAAUCAUCAUCCAUCAUGAGGCCAUCUUCCCGGCCCAACGAGAACUCGAAGGACCUGUUUAUGAGAAGUGCAUGGCAGGGGUGGAAGAGUACUGCGAGAGUCCUCACAGUGAGCCGGGAGCUCUGGAUGACAUUGACAACGGCACUGGACCCAACACCAGCGAUGAAGAAAUGGAGCCGAUCGAGGCCAUCGCCAAAUUUGACUAUGUGGGUCGAAGUCAGAGGGAGCUGUCGUUCAAGAAGGGAGCCUCGCUGCUGCUGUACAUGAGGGCUUCAGAGGACUGGUGGGAGGGCCGACACAACGGCGUGGACGGGCUGAUCCCACAUCAGUACAUUGUAGUGCAAGACUUGGACGAUGCGUUCUCAGACAGCAUCCAGAGGUCUGACAGUGAGAUGAGCACCGGACCGCGCCACGACGACCGAACCUCCUCCAGAAGCGAGCGCCAGUCUGCAUGCGAGCACAGAUCUGAGAACCGCUUCGGACCUGCAGUUGGACGAGUGCGAUUUCGGUCCGACGGCGCCGUGGUUCCGCGCCACAGGAAUGGAGCAGACAAUCAGAGCCCCACCAGGGCUGCAGAUCAGCCCCCCCGGGUCCUGCCCCGUCCCUGCAGCCCUCAUAAGAUGGCUGUUGGGAGGAGCCAAACAGACAGCCCCGAAAAGCGGCGCCUCACCACCUUCAGCAGCGCCGGGUCCAUCAGCCUCCCUGACAGGAAGUUUGUCGACAGCCACGUUCAGCGGUCGUCGCCAGGCAGCGUUCGGCACGCCAGUCUAGGGGACCGCAAAGCGCUGGAGGCCGAAGCGCUGGCUGAGGACAUUGAAAAAACCAUGAACACAGCUCUGCAUGAACUGCGAGAGCUGGAGAGGCAGAAUGUAGCCAAGCACGCCCCCGAUGUGGUCCUCGACACGUUGGAGCCCCUCAAGCACCCCGCUGGCGCCCAGGACGUGCCCGCCAGCCCCCUGCACACCAUGGUGAUCAGAGACCCCGACGCCGCCCAGCGCCGGAGCAGCAGCAGCUCCUCCUCCGAGACCAUGACCACCUUCAAGCCCGCGCUGUCGGCGCGCAGGCCGAGCGCGCCUCUGAGGCCCCCGCCCGUCAGACCCGUCCGCCCGGCCCCCGUCAUCGGGCAGGGCCAGGGGCCGCAUCGCUCCAGCAGCUCCAGCUCGUCCGGUCUGGGCAGCCCGGGAAUUACCCCCACGGAGAGGGUCUUCCCUAAAGCGCCGUCCCCGUCGCCGUCCACCUCCUCCUCUUCCUCGGACAAACAGGGCAACAUGUAGCUGGAGUCCAUCCAACGUCCCCUCAAACCUGCGGCAGGAUGCAGGAAACUGCAAACGCACAACAGAAAAGUGAAGUCUCAAUUCGUAUCAAGUUUUACAGAGAUGCACAAUAUGAAUUUGAUGUUUGAAUAAUCAGCAAAAAAACCAUUUAGAAUGACUCUAUUUAUGGCAUUAUUUUAAAUAAUGACGCUGGAAUCAAGACAUGCACUGGAAUAUUUAUCUGAGAGACGUUAGCAGGAGGAAACACAAACCAGUUCAAGUCCAGGGUGCAGCCGUUCAACAGGAAGUACGCUGUAAAAAGUGAAGCGUUGGAUCAAUUAACAAAAGUUCUGUUACAUUUAAAAAAUAUUAGUUUUGACUAAAUUAAAAUUUUGUGAUGUUUUACUCAACUAUAAUUCGAUAAAAGCUAAUACUUUUAAUUUGCUAAUUGAUCUGAUGGUUCACUUUUUACAGUGUAAAGCUGCACUUCCUUUCAUGACCACUAGAGGCUCCAAAGAAACGGCCGUUCAUACAAGCAGAGACCACAGCUUGAAGUGUUUUUUUUUUUUUUUUUUAGUGUACAGAAAUUCUAUGCAUUGUGGCCUAAAGCAAGUCUGAGGUGUAUAAUUGUGAAUCGUCUGCAUAUCCUGACACUCGUGGCGGCACCUGGAGCACAAAAGUAGCUUUCAGCUGGCGAGUCUGCAGCUGCUGUGAGGGCCUGCAUGGAUAUAACGUCUCAAUCAUUCGCUGAUAAAGAUUCUUACAACCCACUGUGAUGACAGAUUUAUAGAAGUCUUUAAAACAUUUAUUUCCAAAAAAGGGAUCCUCCCACUAUAGCGACGUUUGUUUUUUGUUAUUUUCCCAUCAGUCUCAGAAUGUCUCGGCUAAUGGAGCAACUCUAGUUUAAUAUAAAGUCACAAAAAAAGACACAAUUCAACGGACUAAUGCACUUACAAACAAUACAGGGAACUUUGCUGCAUUUAAACUCGUGUAUUCCUUCUAUUGAAACUGUACUAAAGCUGCAGUCUGCAGACUGUGUGGAUGUUUAGCUGAAAGUGUUGUUUACUGUCGGUGAUGUUUGUCGUCCGUCCCAUUAGGUUGACCAGUAUAUCUUUCUAAGUGUUAUCGGUACAUAUACGCAAAUGAAUCUACACAUAUUCUUAAAGGAUGCUUGUAAAUAUAACAAUGUAUGAUAGAAACAGGAAAUUAUCAUUUGUAGUGUGUAGAUUUUUGUAAUUCUUACCCUGGCACAGUAGAACAAUAAAUCGAUGAAAUGUCAAAUA
This is a messenger RNA of Oryzias melastigma (Indian medaka), 4984 nucleotides long. Its product is annotated as SLIT-ROBO Rho GTPase-activating protein 3. Gene Ontology annotation, cellular component: cytoplasm. Gene Ontology annotation, molecular function: protein binding. The transcript is spliced from 22 exons. Lineage: Eukaryota; Metazoa; Chordata; Actinopteri; Beloniformes; Adrianichthyidae. Gene Ontology annotation, biological process: signal transduction; negative regulation of cell migration. Bases 387 to 3722 code for a protein of 1111 amino acids. The record is from RefSeq and is a predicted model, not a curated record.